GAAACGGAACGCGCAGCUGUCAGGGUGAUAUUGGUCAAUUGCAAAUUCAGCGAACAGUAAUUUGCCCUCUCCGCAAAGCGAUUGCAUAAGUAAAUGAAUGGAGUAAAAUAAAAAUGAAUAAAAGCAAUAACAACGCGAAACAAACGAAACUCACAUUCAAACGACACUCGAAGAGCAACCUCAUCGACUAUGAGCGAAUGCAGUUGACUGCUGCCGAUUUAACAGCUCCAAUUCCAACAGCAACAAUUCCAACAACGACAACGCCAAUUACUCAAAAUGCCAAAAUGCAGCUCAAAUUGAGCACCAGCAAGAUAAGGCUACAAAAUAGCACCACACAACAACAACUACAGCAGCAGCAACAGCAACAAUUGGAUUCGAUCAGCUUGGAUGCACUGCGUCGCAAGUCGGCGCCACAGCUGCUGACCUUUAGCAUUGCUCCGCAGCUGGCGACUGCAUUUGGUGAAGUUCAAAUUGUGCCACGUCUGCCGGCCCACAAGCUGAGCAGCAGCAUCAGGCGCUCGCGGACCCUGGGCUUACAACAAGAAGACCUACAAAAUUGUGUGCAGCUCACCUCGGCGGAGAGCAACAGUGAUCCGAGCAGCAGCAGCAUCACCGGAGGUAGUUCCACUUCACCCGAAUCGCUGUUGGACAACUUGCUGAGUGGCGCCUCUGCCACCACUGUGCAGAGUAGCAGCAGUGCCAGUGAUAUUACUGUGGCACCACCACCACCACCACCAGUAGUACCACAAGUGCCCCUAGCACCACAAGUACCCCUAGCGCCACUAGCACCCCUAGCACCACCCAUUGCGAUGAUCAAUCAAAGUCAGCUCCGUUCGCCGGUGCCAAAACGAGUGCUCAGCUUGAAGGCUUCACCGGAGUUGCGUAUAUCGCCGCCAACGCCGGAUAGCGGCAUACAUCCGGAGAUGAAUUCGAUGCUGCUGCCAGCAUCAGGCGCUGAAUUCUAUGACAACACAUCGAUGAUCUCCCGCAGCCGUUCGCCAUCGCCGGCGGGCACGCCACAGGCAACGCCAUCGCCCAGCUUCACUUUGCCACCGGCCAGCAGUUAUGUGAGCAUCAGUUUUCCGGAGGAUCUCAAGUGUGCCAUAUGCAUGGAUGUGUACACAGAUCCACGCACGCUGCACUGCCUACACUCGUUCUGUCUGCAGUGCUUAGUCAAUGAGAAUCUCAAAGAGGAGUCUCUGUGGGAAGAUCGCUCCAGCUACAGCAUCAUCUCCUCCACACCAGAUAUAACCAGUGAAUUGGCCACAGUUUCCCCGGCCAGGCAGCGCGGUACAAGUCUCAGUCUGCGCAGCAAGAAAUCCUUGGAUCGCAUGGUGCUUCGACAGGGCAAACGCUCGAACUUGGCCUACACCUCCGCGAGCAUUAUGAGUGAGCCGGAGACAGUGCGGUGCAUCCAUUGUCACCAUUGCCAGUACACCACGGAACUACCGGCAUUGGGCGGCGUGCGACAAUUGCCGCAGAAUUUUCUGUUGGUGCGACGCAUUGAGGCACUGCGUCUGCAGGCUGGUGAGGAUGUCAUCUCUCGCGUCUGGUGCUCUCUGUGCAGCGAGGAAAUCAGCGCCACCUAUCAUUGCAUUAGCUGCACCUUGAAUCUCUGCACGCUGUGCAAGGAUGCGCAUGAAAGGCAGCGCAGCACGGCCAACCAUCGCAUGCGAAAUAUACUGGAGUUGAGGCGUGCGCGCAAACAGAAGCAGCAACAGCUUGGAUUGGGCGACAACAGUCAUCUGCUGCUCAAGUGUGGUUUGCACGGCUUUGAGCUGAAAUCCUUUUGUCUGCCCUGCCAACAGUUGGCUUGUCCGGACUGUCUGGUGCUGCAGCAUCGUAAUCAUCGGCAUGAGCUGGUCGCCAAGGCAUUUCUUCAGCUGCAAGUGAGCAAGCAACUCAACGAGGCAACGGAUCAGACUCGUCCACUGUGCCAGUAUGCAGAGCACUCCAUUGAACGACUGCAUGAGAUCACGCGCGGCAUAAAUGCCCGCUGCGAUGACAUCCAGGCCCAGGUGGAGUCCUAUAUGAAUCGCUAUUUUGAGGCACUGCAAGCGCACCGUAGCACGCUUCUCCAGCAGAUCAGUCGCGCCAGGGAGUCCAAGGUGGAGCUAAUAAUUCAACAACAACUCGAGCUGGAGAAACGCACGCAGCUGGCCAUGGAUGCGAUACGCUUUAGUCAGGAGCUCUGUGACAUUGGCGCCGAUGUUGAGAUUUUAAGUUUUGCUCGGAUUCUCCUCAAGCGCUUCGAAUAUUGUCAACAGUUUAAGCCGCCAGUGGAUCCCAAGAUAUCGGAUUCAUUGCAUUUUCUAGCCAAAAUACGAGCGCCUGGCAAGAAGGAUCAGCAUGACAUACCCCUGUAUGGCAUUAUAACGAUGCAAACCGUGGAGCCAUCAUUGUGCACCCUGGAAUGGGAGGGUUUCUCGCAGCUGCGCCUGCACAAGAAGGUGGAUUUGUUGCUGCUGUCACGCGAUGUGGAUGGGGUGGCGCUGUGCCAUGGCGGGCUGGAGAUCAAUUGCAUGAUUAAGUACAAGGAUGCGAGUGCCAAGUUUUUGCCCAUUGAAGUGUCCGAUCAUCGGGAUGGCACCUAUAGCAUCUCCUUUACGCCGGACACGCAGGGUGCGCUGGUGUUGACGAUCUGCAUCAAUGAACGGCAAAUCAAGGGCAGUCCUUUCACCUUCCAGUCGCGUCAGGUGCGUCCGCAUAAUGGCAUCUAUCAUUGUUGCGCCUUCUGCUCCGGAAAGGGUAGCAAGAGUGUCAAGUGCUCCUGCGAGGGUCGCAUGCCCGGCUACAGUGGCUGUGGCCAUGGACAUGCCGGACAUCCGGGCCGGCGGCAUUGGUCCUGCUGCGGCAAUGUGCUGGAGAACUCUGAAUGCAAUGUGGCCAACAAGCUGCUGAAUCCCUAGUUCAAGGAACGACAAUCACGAUGUUGAACACACAUAACUUCAUGUUUAUUGAAAUUAAAUCUUAUGUUAAGAAUACAUGAGGUUUAAAAUGGGAUAUUAAUAAAAAGGAUACUUAUGAUUCACCUCA
Molecule: messenger RNA, 3036 nt
Organism: Drosophila grimshawi
Lineage: Eukaryota; Metazoa; Arthropoda; Insecta; Diptera; Drosophilidae
Product: tripartite motif-containing protein 45
Exons: 7
Coding region: 114-2909 (931 amino acids)
Biological process (GO): positive regulation of DNA-templated transcription
Cellular component (GO): chromatin; nucleoplasm
Molecular function (GO): ubiquitin-protein transferase activity; protein binding; zinc ion binding
Source: RefSeq, a predicted model, not a curated record